This is a messenger RNA of Spinacia oleracea (spinach), 1636 nucleotides long. Its product is annotated as 60S acidic ribosomal protein P0-like. Lineage: Eukaryota; Viridiplantae; Streptophyta; Magnoliopsida; Caryophyllales; Amaranthaceae. Gene Ontology annotation, molecular function: structural constituent of ribosome; large ribosomal subunit rRNA binding. Gene Ontology annotation, cellular component: cytosolic large ribosomal subunit. The record is from RefSeq and is a predicted model, not a curated record. The coding region runs from base 529 to 1497 and encodes 322 amino acids. The transcript has 5 exons. Gene Ontology annotation, biological process: ribosome biogenesis; cytoplasmic translation; ribosomal large subunit assembly.
UAACAAAAUUUGUUGCACCAAAAAAGAACAAGACACAAAUUUGAAGGCCCAAAUGUAUCUUCAUUUUCAUCCAAUAAUGAACCCUUUUGUUGGUCGUUAAUCGGUACAAAUUUACAACUCCAAAAUCGAAAUGUGUCCAAGUUCCAUUAAGGGCAUUAAGCCAUUAACCAUUAACCAUUAACUUUUAGGCCCAAAAUCAAAUAUACGACAUCUCAACCGUCCGAUCUAGGUCAUUUGCCAAGUUUCUCUUUCCUCUUUCUCCAGAAUAUAUAAACCCUACCAACCGCUUUCAUCUUCUUCCUAGCGCCAAAACAUUUCUAGGGUUUAUCACGUUAGAUUCCUUUUUCCUUAGUCCAGCAAAAUCUACCGGAGGUUAAAGAGGCGGCACCGUUUCGCUGUCCGCCUUGACAAAGCCGUUCUCACAGCUUUGCUUGGCCCUCGAUUUUGUUUAAAUCCACCAACAAAAUCAAGACAGUAACCCUAAUUUUCCAGAUUUGUUCAAAAGUUUGAAAACACCAUUUAUCAACAAUGGCAGUGAAACCAACCAAGGCUGAGAAGAAGAUCGCAUACGAUCAGAAGCUAUGCCAACUCUUGGACGAGUACAGCCAAGUGUUGAUCGCAUCCGCCGACAAUGUGGGUUCGAACCAGCUCCAGGGUAUCAGGAGUGGUCUAAGAGGUGACUCUGUUGUUUUGAUGGGGAAGAAUACUAUGAUGAAGAGGUCUAUUCGUCUUCAUGCUGAGAAAACUGGCAAUGACAACUUGCGCAAGCUUGAGCAGUUGUUGGUGGGAAAUGUUGGGCUUAUCUUUACCAAGGGUGAUUUGAAGGAAGUUAGGGAGGAGAUUGCCAAGUACAAGGUUGGAGCUCCUGCUCGUGUUGGUUUGGUUGCACCAAUUGAUGUUGUUGUCCCACCUGGCAACACUGGUCUUGAUCCCUCCCAGACAUCUUUCUUCCAGGUUCUUAACAUCCCCACCAAGAUUAACAAGGGUACUGUUGAAAUUAUCACUGCUGUAGAGCUUAUCAAGAAGGGUGAGAAGGUGGGUUCGUCUGAGGCAGCUCUUCUUGCCAAGCUUGGAAUCAGGCCAUUCUCAUACGGUCUGAACAUUGAGUCAGUUUAUGAUGACGGGUCUGUGUUCAGCCCUGAAGUACUAGACCUGACUGAAGAUGACCUUCUUUUAAGGUUUGCUACUGGUGUCUCGAUGGUGACUUCUCUUUCCCUUGCCAUCUCAUACCCAACCCUGGCUGCUGCUCCACACAUGUUCAUCAAUGGGUACAAGAAUGUUCUUGCUAUUGCCGUUGCAACUGAUUAUGACUUCCCCCAGGCAGAGAAAGUCAAAGAGUACCUCAAGGAUCCUAGCAAGUUUGCUGUUGCUGCUGCUCCCGCUGCAGGUGCUGCUUCAGCUGCAGGUGGUGCUGCUGCUGCUGUGGAGGAGAAGAAGGAAGAGCCCGAGGAGGAAUCAGAUGAGGAAAUUGGUUUCAGUCUGUUUGAUGAUGAAUAGGUUACUUUUAUGUUCAAAUCUGUUAGUUGGGAGUUAUGUCUCUAAAGAUUGUUAUGUUUAAUUUUGAUAGCAACAGUUGUUUAAUAGAAUGAUGGAUCUGUUUUAUGGUUAAAUCGAUUCCAGUUUAUUGUUUUGUUUA